UUCCAUCUAAACUAUUUACUAUACAGUAAUUCUUUGGCGCAAUGCGGGUUCUCCUCUCGAAACUUCCGAGACCAUGGAUAGUUGACGAGAAAAAGGACGACGGUUACACGGCCCUUCAUCUGGCUGCUCUGAACAAUCACGUCGAAGUUGCUGAACAGCUGGCACGUGCUGGAAAAGCUGACCUGGAUCUGCAAAACGUUAAUUUGCAGACCGCGUUGCAUCUCGCUGUCGAACGACAGCACACACAGAUUGUUCGUCUGCUGGUACGCGAGGGCGCUAACUUGAAUGUGGCAGACAAGGACGGCGACACGCCUCUUCACGAAGCCUUGAGAUAUCACACUUUGUCGCAGCUGCGACAACUGCAGGAUGUCCAGGACGUAGGACGUCUCCUGAUGGGCUUGGGCGCGCAAGGGCAGGACAAGAAGAGUAGCUCAUUCAUCGCUUGCUUCCUGGCUGCCCACGGGGCUGAUCUGGAAUUGAAGAACAAGAAGGGACAGACUCCGCUCGACCUCUGCCCGGAUCCGAAUCUCUGCAAAACACUAACCACUUGCCACAAAGACAGGGAAUCGCACGAUAUUGAAACGGUAGUUCCAUCAGCAACAAUCGACGAGUGUUUGGUCUGCUCCGAUGGAAAACGUGAAAUGCUUUUCAGCCCCUGCGGGCAUGUAGCUUGCUGUAACGCUUGUGCACCAAGAGUUAAAAAAUGUCUGAUCUGCAGAGAAAAUGUUCUUUCAAGAACAAAGAUCGAGGAGUGCGUGGUUUGCUCGGAUCGUAAAGCCAGCGUACUGUUUCGUCCGUGUGGACAUAUGUGCGCUUGUGAAAGUUGCGCAGCCCUGAUGAAGAAAUGCGUUCAAUGCAGAGCUCAAAUCCAGCAUAUGUUACCGCUGUCGAUUUGCUGUGGCAGAGGAGGUGAUGUCACUUACGUCAAGAAUUCCAAUACUACAGGCGCAACAAUAACAGAGCUAAAGAAUGAUCAAGAGGAAGAAAUAUCGCAGCAAAAUACUGGAGGUGGAGAAGCUCUUUUGAUGAAUAACGGUAGCCGAGAUACAUCGCAUAGUGAUAUACAGAAACUUCAACAGCAGCUUCAAGACAUUAAGGAACAGACAAUGUGUCCAGUUUGCCUAGAUCGUUUAAAAAAUAUGAUAUUUUUAUGCGGCCACGGAACCUGCCAAAUGUGUGGAGACCGCAUGUCGGAAUGUCCAAUAUGCCGGAAGUCAGUAGACAAGCGAAUUUUGCUUUAUUAAAUCUAUAAAACAGUCAUUUCGAGCUGAAGUUUCAUUUAGAUACAUAAGAAUUUAUGAUAAUAAUAGGAAUAAUUAAAUAUUGCAUUUAUUCGCUGUGAUUCAAAUUUCGAAAGUAUAGAUACAUUUUAUUUUCUAUACUUUCAACUUCUAUAAGACUGUAACAUAAAUUAAGAUUUUGUUAAAACUGUCGAAGUAUAUUUAUAUACUGCUCAUUCUACCACUUAAUUAAUUGUCAUAAAAAUCUUAUAUAUGUAAUAUUUUUUAUACUUGCACUCUAAAAUUUUAGAGAACAUUUGUACAUUUAACAUGAAUUACAUAUUUUUGUUCAAUUGCUUUAUAUCUAUUGUAGGUUAAUGUAAUG
Molecule: messenger RNA, 1605 nt
Organism: Frieseomelitta varia
Lineage: Eukaryota; Metazoa; Arthropoda; Insecta; Hymenoptera; Apidae
Gene: mib1
Product: E3 ubiquitin-protein ligase MIB1-like
Exons: 7
Coding region: 42-1244 (400 amino acids)
Biological process (GO): protein ubiquitination
Cellular component (GO): cytoplasm
Molecular function (GO): ubiquitin-protein transferase activity; protein binding
Source: RefSeq, a predicted model, not a curated record